GAUGAUGUGCCGAGACAUUUUCAUAAGGUGCAGUCGCCACACGAAGAUGUUGGAGUGUUUAGGGUGUCUGGUGUGUUCCCAACGUUUUCAAAAGAUGGCUCUAAGCUUGCAUUCGUUGAUAACGAGUUCAAAGCCGUGUGGUUGGCAGAUAGCCAUGGAUUGCGUGUGGUCUUCGAGACAGAUGGCCCAGACAGCAUCUUCUCACCAGUGUGGAACCAAAAGAAAGAUAUACUGUACGUAUGUAUGGGGCCGUCCUUCAAAGCUAACGAAACUCUAGAAAUCUAUGCCAUCCCCGAUGUAUCCCGUGGUGCACGUGCACGAAGACAUACGCGACAGCUCACGAAGGGAAAAUUCAACAAUGCCUUCCCUUUCACCAAUCCUGAUGGUACGAAAUUUGUUUUCCGAUCAACGAGAGAUGGAGGAGACAAGAACUACAAGAAUCUGUACAUAAUGGAGGACGCCGAGUUCGGGGAGGUCGGAGGUGGCAAGGUGACACGGCUAACUGAAGGCAGCUGGAUCGACACGCACUGCCAGUGGUCUCCGGACGGGAACCUGGUCGUGUUCGCGUCGAACCGCGACAAGCCCGCCGACGCGCCGGAGCGCGACCACGGCCUGGACCCGGGGUACUUCGCCGUGUACCUGAUGAACGUCAGCGACCGCUCGGUGGUGAGGGUAAUUAGGAGUGGGUACGACCUCUCCGGGCACGUGAACCACCCGGUGUUCAGCCCGGACGGGCGGAGCAUCGCCGUGACAUCGGACCUCGCGGCGGUCUCCGCCGACCCGAUGUCUCUGCCGACCUUCCUCCACUCCGUCAGGCCCUACGGUGACAUCUUCUCCGUCGACAUCGACCCGGACGACAUGGAGAAGAACAAGGACCUGGACAAGUUCGUGCGCGUCACGCACAGCAGAUACGAGAACUCCACUCCUGCCUGGACCGUGUUCUCGACGCAUGACCCGCACGCGCAGUGGAACCUCCUGGUCAUGGAGGACGAGUACACACCGGCAUGCCCUUAUGCUCAUCCUGACGGAGGUGAAAGUUGGCACAUGACUGGCCAGAUCUGCAUUCCGAAACGGCACUGCUGAUCCUUUGCACUCGUGCUUCCCUCGUCUACAAAUUGUGUUGAAGGACUUGUUUGUUCACUCAAAAUUUGUUUGAAGUAGUGUCCUGUUCGUUUCAUUUCAGUCUGUCUGUUGGUUUAUAAACCUUGUAAUAAGUAUCUGUUCUGUGCAUGCACCUUUGGAUGUACAAAAUGGACAGUGUAUAUUCUUCAUCAAAUAAAUUUCCAUAUCUAAAGAAAGAUGUACUAUUCCUUUA
Molecule: messenger RNA, 1315 nt
Organism: Sorghum bicolor (sorghum)
Lineage: Eukaryota; Viridiplantae; Streptophyta; Magnoliopsida; Poales; Poaceae
Product: protein TolB-like
Exons: 3
Coding region: 244-1083 (279 amino acids)
Source: RefSeq, a predicted model, not a curated record